Molecule: messenger RNA, 2299 nt
Organism: Benincasa hispida (wax gourd)
Lineage: Eukaryota; Viridiplantae; Streptophyta; Magnoliopsida; Cucurbitales; Cucurbitaceae
Product: rop guanine nucleotide exchange factor 12-like
Molecular function (GO): guanyl-nucleotide exchange factor activity
Source: RefSeq, a predicted model, not a curated record
UAACCAUUCCUUCUCUUAAGAUGCACCUCACAUUGCAUCAAACUCCUUUUCAAAAAUAGAAAGGAGAAAAAGAAGAUCAAUCCAAUAACCAAAAAGAAAUAAAACUAGAGAGAGAGUGAAUUAAACAAAACUUUCAAUAAUUCCUCAGUUCAAAGGAGGUAAAGAGAAGCAAAAACAAAAAUAUCCCAAUCCACUUUUUUUUUCCUUGUUCUUCUCAAAAUCCUGCUUCUCUUCCUCCUUUUUUCUCAAUUCUCUUCAUUUUUCUCUCUAUGUUGUCUUAAACCCACAAGGCAUUGAUCAUCACCCAGUUGCCGGUUUGUUUUCGCUACUGUUUUCGGUCAAACGUUUCGUCAAGAAACUGAGAAUGGUUCGUGCUAUGGAGCAGGAGAACGACGGUUUCAGGUCCAGAUUCUUUCAUUUCAGAGGAACACAUGAGAGUACAGGUAGACAUGCCAAGAGCUUGAGUAUAGAGAGUGCCAGCAUGUUGGAAUCUGUCAUCGAAGAUGAUUUGUCGACAUCGAGAAGCCAAGGAUCGACUCCCGUUCACAACAACUCUGCUGAGAAACAACAGGCUGGGCCACCACUGGCACCAUCGAAUCGCUCUGAAAGGGCUCCAAAGCCGAAGUCAAGCAGCAAGGACGAUGAUCCUGCCACUGAAAAGGAAGCCAAAGACAAGAUGGCCUUAGAAAUGGAACAGAUGAAAGAGAGGUUUGCAAAGUUGCUGUUGGGGGAAGACAUGUCUGGGGGAGGGAAGGGUGUUUCCUCAGCCUUGGCAUUGUCUAAUGCAAUCACAAACCUUGCUGCUUCUGUCUUCGGAGAACAAUGGCGUCUUGAGCCAAUGUCAGUAGAAAGAAAAGCAAGAUGGAGAAAAGAAAUCGAUUUGCUCUUAUCCGUUACAGAUUACAUUGUAGAGUUUGUUCCUUCACAACAGAAAUCCAAGGAUGGAACGAAUAUGGAGAUAAUGGUGACCCGGCAACGGAAUGAUUUGCACUUGAAUAUCCCAGCUUUGAGGAAGCUUGAUGCCAUGUUAAUUGAUUGUCUGGAUAAUUUUAAAGACCAAAAUGAGUUCUACUAUGUAUCGAGAGAUGCCGACGACUCAGAGAAAGGAAAUAACAAGAGGAAAGAUGAUAAAUGGUGGCUACCUACAGCCAAAGUUCCUCCAAAUGGUUUGUCAGACAUGUCAAGGAAGUUUCUGCAGUACCAAAAGGACUGUGUCAACCAAGUCCUCAAAGCGGCCAUGGCAAUAAAUGCUCAAAUCAUAUCAGAAAUGGAGAUCCCUGAAGACUACAUUGAAUCGCUUCCUAAAAAUGGUAGGGCAAGCCUAGGCGAUUCCAUCUACAAAAGUAUAACAGUUGAGUUCUUUGAUCCCGAUCAGUUUCUCUCCAGCAUGGAUCUAACAUCAGAGCAUAAAAUCCUAGAUCUCAAAAACAGAAUUGAAGCUUCCAUAGUGAUUUGGAGGAGGAAGAUGAACCAGAAAGAUGGAAAAUCUACUUGGGGUUCAGCAGUGAGCUUGGAAAAAAGAGAACUAUUUGAAGAAAGAGCAGAGACCAUCUUGCUAAUACUUAAGCACCGCUUCCCUGGAAUCCCACAAUCUUCACUAGACAUCAGCAAAAUUCAGUUCAAUCGGGACGUGGGGCACGCCGUUCUAGAGAGCUACUCCAGAAUACUUGAAAGCUUAGCUUUCACAGUGAUGUCUCGAAUUGAAGACGUACUCCACGCGGAUGGGUUAACUCAGAAUCCAUCACAAAUAGCAACGAGGAGGAAAUCGACGAGCGAAGCUCCAGUGGAAAAGUCAGAAGAGAUGAACAACAAUGGCCCAGAAACGCCGGCUUCAAUGACGCUGUUGGAUUUCAUGGGGUGGGGAGCAGAUCAAAGCGAGACGGAGACGAAGAAGGAUUCAUUUGGGAAUUCGGAUGAUUUAUAUGCGGAUUCAGAUCUGAAACAAGCAAACAAGCCAGGGAAUAUAGUGACGAACAAGAAGGUUUCGUACUUGGAGAAUUUGAGCGCUGUGAGAAGUCCAACGGCACGCCAUUGAAGAAAAAGAAGAAGAAAAAGAAGAAUAGAUAGAGAGAUGAUAGGGAGGGAAAUUGAGAACGGCUUUUCCCAUAUUUUCUGUUAUAUAUAAAUUCCUUUGUGUAAAUAGGAGGAAGAAUGAGAUUUUUUUCUUUUUAAUUUUAAUUUGGGUUUUGGAAUCACAACCCCUUCUGUUUGUGUAAAACCAAAGUCUUUUAUGUAUCAUUGUAUCAAUCAAUGUAGUCAUUUUAGCUUCAUAAAUUACAUAUAUUUGUUGAUGGCAAAA